UUAACCUCGUAAAUAGUAAAACAAGCACUAGAAAAAGAUUACAUCACUCACCAAUAAAUAAUUCGAGUGAAAGUUUCCAAAACAAAGUUUCCAACGGUUUUUUAAACGCCAUUAAGGGCAUGGCUUCUCAGUGGGGGACGGCUUUAGAUCGAAAUGCUGGUGUUCUAUUGCCAUGGAACAAUCUAAAAAAGAAGCAAGGGAAGCCUUGCCGGCGUCUCUCAGUCAAAAUUCUCGAGGCUUUUCCACGAGACAGUCUUCAAACGUCUGUGAAUUUGUCGAAAUAUUUCAAAAUUCUAAAGCAAAAUGCACGAUGAAAAUGGUAAUCAGUAUACUGAGGGAUCGUUUGUCGUUCCGACGAGUAUUUUUCCGACCUCAGGACGUUCACUUAAACGAUCUAAAAGUAUCAGCAAACCUCGCAGCCCAUGCAUUGACUUGUCGCCAGCACCAAGCCCAGAAGAGAUAAACAGCAACCAUGAAUCUUCUCUGCCCAUUUGUUUGAGAAGAUCGUCUCAGCUGAUAGGACUAACUCCUUGUGGAUGCUUUGAACAAUUGCCCACUGAACUCAUCUAUUACCUUCUACAAUUUUUACCACUGACAAGCAUAGGAAAGCUGGGUCAAACUUCCAAGGAUAUGCGAAACAUCCUUAUUCGUUGGAUUGGCAGUUCGCGUAUGCAAAGUCGGCUUAUGGACACGAUCUUAUUGACGCCAUUUACUUCUACGGAAAAAGCAUGGAGCGGAAGGCUCUCAUUGCCAUAUGAACUUCACCGUGAGUGUAAAUGUACGGGCAUCCUUAUCAAGCAAUUGACCUGCCUCUUUCCCACAUCCCAAAGGCUGGGACUUUACCAUCAGUUGAUCACUGAGGUAAAGCAAAGUAUCCUGCAAAAGCGUCCUGAAUUUGAGCAACACUUAAUCGCUGCAGCUUCCGGAGUAAUCCUCCAUUCAAUGAUUUCCGGUUGGGACAAAGGCGAGUGCAUCAAGGUCCACGCUACCAUAUGCUAUUGGAACAACAUCACAUUCCUGCUGUCCGAGUACCUGAAUAACCCUGUCUCGACAAACGUAAAUAUUGAAAGAACUUUGCGUCUAUACAUGCGCUCUCUUUUCUUGGAUUUCUGCGCGUAUUCUGACCGCCUUAUCUGGAUCGAAAUCAUCUUUGAUUGUUCUCAACUGUCGCAACAUCUCAAUUUGGCCAAGUUACUUCUCCUCUUGUAUACGCCUCUUCAAACUGGAGGUUCUGUCAUGUGGGAUUUUUUCGAAGGGGAUGUGGAUUGUUCUUCUUAUACGGAAGAAUACAGGAUGCUAGGCGAAACACUAGCUUACAUUAUUGCGUCUCCUCAGAGAUGCUGCGCAACCAACGAAGCGGUGGACAUAAUUCAAACGAUAACGAAGAUGCCAACUCACUGGUCGAAUCGAUCGUUGGCGGCCUUGUUACUCUGCAUUCACUGUGUUGACAACAAACCUGUCAUCUCUUAUUUUAAACAUCUUUCUUCCGACGCCGAAAUGGGAUUGGCUAUAGAAGUGUUGGGCAAUAUCUUCUUCAUGGCAUCAGAGUUUAUAUCAUCUAAUCAGACGGACAAUGUCGGAUUUAAUUAUCGAUCCGUGUUCAACCUUAUCCGCAAUGCUAUUAAUUGUGGCUGGGGGACUGAUGAGAGGCGAACGAUGGUGCAAGAGUUGUGGAUUGAUAUCAGAGAAAUGUGCUCAACCUUGCUGGACGAUGCUGUAAUGAUAGGGAACGCCAAAGACUUGCACAGUCUCAUGGAGACAUGGAAGGAGAUUUGUAUACAUCUUACCUUUUAAUGUUUCCUUUUAUUUUUACAUAUUUUUCUUCUUUGGUUAUGUUCCAAAAAGUGCAGUGAAUGUUUUUGAUUUCAUUAUCUGAAGUCCAGUUUCAAUUUGGCGUUUGACAAUAUAAAAGCAAUCCUCAAACUUCAAUCAUCGA
This is a messenger RNA of Daphnia pulex (common water flea), 1936 nucleotides long. RefSeq lists its product as uncharacterized. Gene Ontology annotation, molecular function: protein binding. NCBI's taxonomy places the organism in Eukaryota, Metazoa, Arthropoda, Branchiopoda, Diplostraca, Daphniidae. Bases 304 to 1794 code for a protein of 496 amino acids. The transcript has 9 exons. The record is from RefSeq and is a predicted model, not a curated record.